Molecule: messenger RNA, 1029 nt
Organism: Pyrus x bretschneideri (Chinese white pear)
Lineage: Eukaryota; Viridiplantae; Streptophyta; Magnoliopsida; Rosales; Rosaceae
Product: thiol protease aleurain-like
Exons: 1
Coding region: 16-1014 (332 amino acids)
Biological process (GO): immune response
Cellular component (GO): lysosome
Molecular function (GO): cysteine-type endopeptidase activity
Source: RefSeq, a predicted model, not a curated record
CAUGGCGUCCUGCAAAUGGGUCCCUUCGUUUCUCACAGUGUUACUGAUUCUCCCGCUUCUCAGAUCUUCAACCAGUUCUCUGAGCCCGGAAGAGUUGGCCCAAAUCCCGGACUCGCUCUCCAACUUAACACGGGUGAGUCGACUCGGUCUCUCUGGCAAUUCGUUCUCCGACAUAUCAGCAAAAACAUGGCUCGGCUGAUGCUGUUCUUGUCCGCUGCCUUGGUCCUGGCGGCGAUCAGCUGCGGGGUGGCAGCGUCGAGCUUCGAUGAGUCCAACCCAAUCCGAUUGGUGUCCGACGCUCUCCGUGACAUGGAGGAGCAAGUCGUCCAAGUCCUCGGCAGCUCCCGCCACGUCCUCUCGUUCGCCCGUUUCGCUCACAGGUUCGGGAAGAAGUACGAGAGCGCGGAGGAGAUGAAGCUGCGAUAUGCGAUUUUCUUGAAGAAUAAGAAGCUGAUUCGAUCCACCAACAGGAAGGGCUUGUCUUACACUCUUGCUGUUAAUCGGUUUGCUGAUUGGAGCUGGGAAGAGUUCGCGAGGCACAGGUUGGGAGCUGCUCAGAACUGCUCUGCCACCACAAAGGGCAACCACAAGCUCACUGGUGCCGUUCUCCCUGAGUCGAAAAAAAAAAAAAAAAAAAAAAAAAAAAAAAAAAAUUGGAAAGAAGAAGGCAUAGUGACCCCGGUUAAAGAUCAAGGUCACUGUGGAUCUUGCUGGACAUUCAGCACCACUGGAGCUCUCGAGGCUGCUUAUGUGCAGGAAUUCGGAAAGCAAAUCCCCCUAUCGGAGCAGCAGCUUGUGGAUUGCGCUGGCGCUUUCAACAAUAACGGCUGCAGUGGUGGGUUGUCAUCUCAAGCAUUUGAGUACAUCAAGUACAAUGGCGGUCUUGACACCGAGGCUGCUUAUCCGUAUGUUGGAGUCGACGGUGUUUACAAAUUUGGCACCAUCUUAUUGGGUGUCUUGAGAAAUUCUCCUCGAUUUCAUCCUUGCCGUCUCUACCGCAAGGGAUGUGCUUGAAAGGUGGGAGAUGGA